AUGAAGGGCUUCCUAUCUUCGCUCCUGUUGGGAGUGGCUGCCACGCAAGUUGCUGCCGCUCCAGCCGAUGAUGUGUGGUCUGCCGACAUGCUCGAUGAAGCCGGCAAGGCACACUGGGCGGAUAUCAAGGCGGCGCUCCCAGACGCCAAAAUGGCGGACUUCUUCGUCAAACCCCAAGAACAUUUCCGCCGCCCCGAUAGCGAGUGGAACCACAUUGUGCGCGGAUCUGAGAUGGACGCUGCUUUCGCUGGCAGAAACGGCGCUGAGAAUCUCAAUGACUAUUCGCUCCGUGUGAAAGUUGUUGACCCCAAAAAGCUUGGUGUUGACCCAAAUGUCAAACAAUACAGUGGUUAUCUAGAUGAUAAUGGCAGUGGAAAACAUUUGUUCUUCUGGUUUUUUGAAUCUCGAAACGACCCGAAGAAUGACCCUGUUGUGAUUUGGCUCAACGGUGGCCCUGGAUGCUCCUCCAUGACCGGCCUCUUUAUGGAACUUGGACCCUCGCGCGUGGACAAAAAUAUUAAGCUCGUAUACAACCCACACGCCUGGAACAGCAACGCCUCCGUCAUCUUCCUUGAUCAACCAGUCAACACUGGUUUCUCGUACAGCACUUCUUCUGUUAGUAACACUGCUGCUGCCUCGAAGGACGUUUAUGCCUUCCUGAAGAUGUUCUUCCAGCAAUUCCCCGAGUACUCCAAGCUGCCCUUCCACAUUGCUGGCGAAUCCUAUGCUGGCCACUACAUCCCACAGUUCGGUGCAGAUAUCCUUGCUCAGGGUGGCAUCAACCUCAAGAGUCUUCUCAUUGGCAACGGCCUUACAGACGCCAAAACUCAAUACGCUGGUUAUCAGCCCAUGGGCUGCGGUCAAGGAGGUUACAAGGCUGUCCUUAGCCAGAGCACCUGUAACCAGAUGCAACAGGCUCUCCCUGGAUGCCAACGCGCUGUUCAGGCUUGCUACGACAAGCAGGACACCAGCAGCUGCGUCAACUCAGCCAACACCUGCAACGGGGCCUUCCUCAGUCCAUACCCUCGGGGCCGAAAUAUUUAUGAUGUCCGUAGCCCUUGCGAAGACCAGGCCAAUCUCUGCUACUCUAUUGUAGGCUGGAUCAGCCGCUGGCUCAACCAGAAGGAUGUUCUUGAGGGUAUCGGUGCCGAAGUCCGCUCCUUCAGGUCCUGCAAUACUGCUGUCAACAGAGCUUUCUUUAACAAUGGCGAUUGGUCUCUCCCAUUCCACCGCAAGAUCCCUGGUAUCCUGGAGAAAAUCCCUGUCCUUGUCUACGCUGGUGAUGCAGACUAUAUUUGCAACUGGGUCGGAAACAAGAUGUGGGUCGAUGCUCUGGAUUGGCCUGGCAAGGCCGAGUUCUCUCGAAAGCCCUUGACCGAGGUGAAACUUCCAAGCACCUCCAAGGCUUACGGCCAGUUGAAGACACACCAGAACUUUGCUUUCUUGAAGAUCUUCCAGGCCGGCCACUUGGUUCCAUACGAUCAACCCGAGGCAUCCCUGGAGUUCUUCAACAAAUGGCUCGCUGGAAACCUGAAGGAGUAG
This is a messenger RNA of Ophidiomyces ophidiicola, 1542 nucleotides long. It is a transcript of the gene CPY1, whose product is annotated as carboxypeptidase C. Gene Ontology annotation, cellular component: fungal-type vacuole. The record is from RefSeq and is a predicted model, not a curated record. Lineage: Eukaryota; Fungi; Ascomycota; Eurotiomycetes; Onygenales; Onygenaceae. Gene Ontology annotation, biological process: proteolysis. The transcript is spliced from 2 exons. Bases 1 to 1542 code for a protein of 513 amino acids. Gene Ontology annotation, molecular function: serine-type carboxypeptidase activity.